Cetraspora pellucida is the source of this 192-nucleotide messenger RNA. The record is from the annotation of a GenBank genome assembly. NCBI's taxonomy places the organism in Eukaryota, Fungi, Glomeromycota, Glomeromycetes, Diversisporales, Gigasporaceae.
AUGUCUGUCCUCCGUGAACUUGGUAAAACUGGCGCUAAAAUUCCAGUAAUUGGACUUGGAUGUAUGGGAAUGAGUGAGUUUUACGGAUCAUCUGAUGAAGCGGAAAAUUUAAAAGUAUUAAAUCGUUCGAUUGAUCUAGGAUGCAUCUUUUGGGACACUGCUGUAAGCAUAAUUUUUGACCGUAUUACCUAG